AUGGCAAUAGAUGUGCAAAUGAUUGCUACUAAAAACUUGCAGAAUAAUUGUAAUUGGUUAACUCAAGACAAGGUGCUGCAGCAACUAAAGAAAGUUAAUAUAAACAAAGCUCCAGGGCCUGGCGGUAUCCAUCCACGUGUACUUAAGGAACUAAGUGUAGAAAUAAGUGAACCUCUGUUUUUAAUCUUUCAAGAUUCUUUUCUUUCAGGAAGUGUUCCGGAGGAUUGGAGGAAGGCAGAUGUGGUUCCUAUAUUCAAAAAGGGUUCAAAAUCCUUGCCUGGAAAUUAUAGACCUGUGAGCUUAACUUCUGUUGCUGGUAAAAUAUUUGAAAGGUUAUUACGGGAUAAUAUUCAAGAAUUCCUUGAGAAGAACAUGAUUAUCAGCAAAAAUCAGCACGGUUUUAUGAAGCACAGGUCAUGUCAAACUAACUUGAUUGCGUUCUACGAAGAAGUAAGUAGAAGUAUAGAUCAGGGUGUUGCAGUGGUUGUGAUCUAUUUGGAUUUUGCCAAGGCAUUUGAUACAGUUCCACACAAUAGAUUAGUGUUCAAACUCAAGGAAAUCGGUCUAGAUGAAAAUGCUUGUUCUUGGGUAGAACAUUGGCUUAAAAACAGAGUACAAAGAGUUGUCAUUAAUGGUAAAUUUUCAAGCUGGACAGAGGUGGCAAGUGGUGUCCCUCAGGGGUCUGUUCUGGGACCCCUUCUAUUUAACAUGUUUAUAAAAUGAUCUUGAAGACAGCAUUGAAAGUCAUGUUUCAGUGUUUGCAGAUGACACAAAACUUUGAAAAACAAUACAAUGUGAGCAAGAUAUUACUUUGCUGCAGAGGGAUUUAGAUAGACUGGGGGACUGGGCACUCAAAUGGCAGAUGAAAUUUAAUGUUGAAAAAUGCAAAGUUAUGCACUUCGGCGUAAAGAAUACACAAGCAACGUAUACCCUUAAUGGAAGCGAAUUAGGGAUAACAACACAUGAAAAGGACUUGGGAAUUGUUAUAGACAACAAACUAUGCAACAAUGUGCAAUGUCAAUCAGCAGUGGCCAAGGCCAGUAAGGUAUUGUCAUGCAUGAAAAAGGGCAUUCAUUCUCGGGACGAGAAUAUCAUUUUGCCUCUUUAUAAAUCACUGGUAAGACCCCAUAUUGAAUAUGCUGUGCAAUUUUGGGCACCUGUUCUAAAGAAGGAUAUUAUGGCACUAGAAAAAGUGCAGAGGCGGGCUACAAAAUUAAUAAAAGGAAUGGAACAUAUCAGCUAUGAAGAAAGGUUAACAAAUUUAAACCUAUUUAGUUUAGAAAAACGUUGCCUGAGAGGGGAUAUGAUAACAUUAUACAAAUAUAUUCGGGACCAAUACAAACCAUUGUUUGGAAAUCUAUUCACAAACCAGACUUUACAUAGGACACAAGGCCAUGCGUUUAGACUGGAAGAAAGAAGAUUUUGUCUAAGGCAAAGGAAAUGUUUUUUUACUGUAAGAACAAUCAGGAUGUGGAAUUCUCUGCCUGAAGAAGUGGUUUUAUCAGAGUCCAUACAGAUGUUCAAACAGCUACUAGAUGCAUACUUGCAAAAACAGAAUAUUGAAGGAUAUAAUCUUUCAAUGUAGGGUAAUAACUGCUUGAUCCAAGGAUAAAUCUGACUGCUAUUCUGGGGUCAAGAAGGAAUUUUUUUCCUAGCUUGUUGCAAAAUUGUGCUUCAAACUGUUUUUUUUUUUGCCUUCUUUUGGAUCAACCGCAAAAAACAAAUGUGAGGAAGGCUUAACUUGAUGGGCGCAAGUCUCUUUUCAGCUAUGUAACUAUGUAACUAUGUAGAUUAAAACAUCCCCUGCCCUCCACACAUCUCCAACCCCCAAAAACCACCCCAGAAGAAUCAAUAUGACACGGACAGCAGGUGGAAGGAAAGCCAAUACUGGUUGUUUUAUUGAUAAGGAAAAGGCAUCUGAAAUUUGUAACCGACAAUAAUAAUCAAUAGAGAGCAAAAAAGGGGUCGCAAGAGUAUUCUGAGGACGGAAAGCAGCUAAAAUAGCCUGCCCUUCGGUGGGUCUUCGGCAGUGGUGUAUCCUGGUUUUGUGCUGCCCUAGGCAGGACAAAACUAAGGCGCCCCCCAACCGCCCCUUGCGCGCGCGACCCCCACCCAUCCCUUCCCCCCCGCGCGUGUGACCCCUCCCAUCCCUUCCCCCCGCCUUCUAAAUACACACACACACACUCACUCACAGACACACACACUCACAGACACACUCACUCACACACUAACCAGACACACACACACACUAACAGACACACACACACUAACAGACACACACUCACUAACAGACACACACACACACACUAACACACACUCACUAACAGAACACACACACUAACAGACACACACACACACUAACACACACUCACACAGACACACACACACACUCACUAACAGACACACACACUAACAGACACACACACUAACAGACACACACACACUAACAGACACACACACACACUAACAGACACACACAAUAACACACACUCACUAACAGACACACACACUCACUAACAGACACACACACACACACACACACUAACAGACACACACUCUAACAGACACACACACUAACACACACUCACAUUAACACAUGUACUUUUUAAACCCCCCCCCCCCUCCUCCAGCCUCCUUACCUUUGGGAGUGCUGGGGAGGGAAGGGGUUCUCUAUCUCCCUGGUGGUCCAGUGGCUGCUGGGUGGGCGGCAUUGGCAGGCGGGCGGCCGGCGAGGGAGCUCUUCCUGUGAGCUGACUGCUCAGCUCCCUCGCUCGCCGCAGAGUGAGGCUGGGAGCCGGGAUUUGACGUCAUCUUCCGGCUCCCGGCAUCACUCUGCUGGCGGCGCGCGAGGGAGCUGAGCAGAGCGCUCAGGGGAAGAGCUCCCUCGUCAGCCGCCCGCCCGCCAAUGCCGCCCGGCGCCCAGCAUGUCUGUUAGCCGCGAGGCUAACAUGACAUUUGCCUUGGGCAUUUGGGGGGCGGCUUUUUUUGCCGCCCCCUGAAAAAUGCCGCCCAAGGCAAAUGUCUUGUUUGCCUCGCGGCUAAAACGCCCCUGUUCUUCGGUGAACUCAAGCUGGUUUUAGCUCAACUUGUGCCAUUACAGAGAGAACAUAUCUGAAGCAUAUCAGACUGGUCCCACCCAUACGGGCAGUCCAGAUCCGAAAUGCCAGCAAGUUCUCUCUGCACGAGAGAUACAGCAACCCCAGACGAUCGUUUCAGCCUUGUUGGGCAUCGUCAGUGAGGCAUAGCUGAUAUCUCUCUAGGCACCGUGAGCAAGGGGUCCACGUCUGGAUUACCCUUUAAACUAAUGGAGAGCAAAAAUGGGUCGCAAGAGUAUUCUGAGAACGGACAGCAGCUAAAAUAGCCUGCCCUUCGGUGGGUCCCAGCUCAGAACUCAAGCUGGUUUUAGCUCAUCUUGUGCCAUUACAGAGAGAACAUAUCUGAAACAUAUCAGACUGGUCCCACCCAUACAGGCAGUCCAGAUCCGAAAUGCCAGCAAGUUCUCUCUGCACGAGAGAUACAGCAACCCCAGACGAUCGUUUCAGCCUUGUUAGGCAUCGUCAGUGAGGCAUAGCUGAUAUCUCUCUAGGCACCGUGAGCAAGGGGUCCACGUCUGGAUUACCCUUUAAACUAAUGGUGAGCAAAAAAUGGGUCGCAAGAGUAUUCUGAGGACGGACAGCAGCUAAAAUAGCCUGCCCUUCGGUGGGUCCCCGCUCAGAACUCAAGCUGGUUUUAGCCCAACUUGUGCCAUUACAGAGAGAACAUAUCUGAAGCAUAUCAGACUGGUCCCACCCAUACGGGCAGUCCAGAUCCGAAAUGCCAGCAAGUUCUCUCUGCACGAGAGAUACAGCAACCCCAGACGAUCGUUUCAGCCUUGUUAGGCAUCGUCAGUGAGGCAUAGCUAGUAUCUCUCUAGGCACCGUGAGCAAGGGGUGCCUAAUAAAUAUGGUGGAGGCACUGAGGUCAUGACUACAUGCCUCAGACCCAAGCAGAGGCAUAAUGGACUGCCGGGAAGAUCUUCAGCCCCUGUUCCUCCCUAAGAUAUUUUGGAUGGGCAAUCCAGCAGGCCAUCACCUGUAGGUGAAAGCAACCCAACCACAUACCACCUGACACUCCCGUCCUCCAUCUCUGCUCUACAUCUCACUCUAGUCUAGAACCUUCUCACAGGAGAGGGAAUAGAGAUACGCUCCUGCCCAGUGAAUCUGUGGUGCUGCCAGGCCGCCCAACCAAGUAGCAACCACAGGAGCCAAUUACUUACAAGGCCGGGACUCAGAGGUCUAGUUCAACUAAGAUUAUUCAGAUUUUGGAGUACCAACAUUACGCAGCUGAGUCGAAUUGAAUGGCAGAUUACAUAAUUUUCCUUUGCAAAAAAAACCACAUACGGUAACUCAAAAACUAAAGUAGCACAAAUAAAAAUGUUAACAGCACAAACCGGCACAAACACAGCACUAACCAACCAACCCGGUUUUAUUUCUUUUGGCUGUUGUAAGGGGGCUGGGUGACCCCUGGUGACCUUUAUUAAAAAAUGAAUGAUUUAAAAUGAAAUGAGAUAGAAUGGAUAUUUAAACAGAACAAUCCAGCACAAAUACAGCACUGACCAACCAGCCCAGUUUCAUGUAUUUUGGCUGUUAUAUGGGCCCUGGGUGACUUUUGGUGACCUUAACUUACUCAGCAAUAACUCAACAUACAAUUGCUAUUAUCUUAAUAAUAAAAUCAGCACAAAUCUUAAUUUUUAUGGCAAAACACAGUGCAAACGUAGCACUAACUAAACAAAGUGGAUAUUUUAUUUGUGCCAAUUACAGGGGGGCCAGCCUCACACAGCCUAUGCAAUGCCAUAAGUCCAACCAUAAACCCUAAUAUGUUCUAUAAAUCACUUUGUGACACCAACAACAUUAUUUAAAUUUAAGUCACAUCGAAUUCUCGCUUUAGUGAAUAACUCUGAAAAUCUUUGUUUGAAUUAAGAGCAUUACAUGAGCCUGUACUUAAAAACCUGUAUAAACCUAAAGCCAUGCUGUAUUAACCCGUCACCGACAGCAAGACAGCUUACUAUGCUGUAUAAUUAACUCUAUAUAUCGUGAAUUAUAAAAGUGACACUCUCACAAAUUAUAUAACUGCAGGUGUUUUUUCUCUUUCAGUUUUACAGAGGACUCUAGACUAAUGGUGGUACUCAGGGCUCCAACCCCUGUCAAAUCCUCCCUCCAACCUCUACACUGUCCAAAGACCACAAGCUCGAAAAUUCAAUUUUCAAUUCAUUGUAAUUAACAAUUAUCUGACUUAAUCCUACGGACAGCAAAUGUUCCCGUGGAUUCAUUAGGAAUGUUUUUAUCCACUUAACAUGUUUAACCCCUUAAGGACACAUGACAUGUGCGACAUGUCAUGAUUCCCUUUUAUUCCAGAAGUUUGGUCCUUAAAGGGUUAAACUUGCCUCUUAUCAGAGAAAACAUACAGAAACCCCUCACUGCUUCAGCCAUUACCACCAUUUCUGGGAGUAUGUUCCAAAUAUACACCUCCAAAAUCUCAAUUGCAGCACAUCCACACUGAUUUCUUUCUCACUUUAUUUUUCUUUUUUCGGGACAAGAAACCAUCUCCCCCCAUCCAGAUUGCUGCAAUAUUAUUCAUUCUCUACUUUACUAAACAUUGGUUCAUUAACCCCUUAAGAACCAAACUUCUGGAAUAAAAGGGAAUCAUGACAUGUCACACAUGUCAUGUGUCCUUAAGGGGUUAAACAGCAAACUGUGGUGACUGAGUUGGAGAUUUUAUUUUCCCUUAAAAAUAUAUAUAUUUUUCCCUUGAAUUUUUUAUUGGAGUUUUCAAUUCACUAUAGUUCCGUGUUUAGACAUGGGUUCUGAGACUCACAGAUUCCGUGUUUAGACAUGGGUUCCUAGACUCACAGAUUCCGUGUUUAAACAUGGGUUCUGAGACUCACAGAUACACUGUAACCACUUCCCGUGAUGUUUCUCUCUAUAACCAUACAGCUGCCAUUCGCAGACUGUGCUUUUUUUUACGCUGCAUUCCUAAGAAUUUUGUGUUUUUCCAGGACUCUCCCAAAACCCCUCCAUGUGAAUCGAGCAUCACUCGUGACCGGGAGAAAUAUUACCCCAGGGGAAGUUAA
This is a messenger RNA of Pelobates cultripes (western spadefoot toad), 6109 nucleotides long. NCBI's taxonomy places the organism in Eukaryota, Metazoa, Chordata, Amphibia, Anura, Pelobatidae. The record is from the annotation of a GenBank genome assembly.